Ictalurus furcatus (blue catfish) is the source of this 4720-nucleotide messenger RNA. It is a transcript of the gene rgl1, whose product is annotated as ral guanine nucleotide dissociation stimulator-like 1. Gene Ontology annotation, cellular component: plasma membrane. NCBI's taxonomy places the organism in Eukaryota, Metazoa, Chordata, Actinopteri, Siluriformes, Ictaluridae. The record is from RefSeq and is a predicted model, not a curated record. Gene Ontology annotation, molecular function: guanyl-nucleotide exchange factor activity. Bases 744 to 3023 code for a protein of 759 amino acids. The transcript has 18 exons. Gene Ontology annotation, biological process: Ras protein signal transduction; positive regulation of GTPase activity.
CGGAGACACAGACGGGAGAGCAAGUUAAGUUUGAGAUUGGUGAAAUUGUCUAAGUCUAUUCAUCAACUCCACUGUAACUGUUCCAGACAACAAUAACAACAACAACAACAACAACGUCCCUCUGUGAUUAGCAACCGCUAACCUCUCACUCACAGAGGAAUAACAAAAACACCACAAUCAUCAAGCAAACCACUAAACACUUCAGAAAUAUUUCAACAUAAACAUAUUUAAUGUGUUUCAGGAUGGAGUAAAGGAUUUAACGCCUAGUUUAAUCGGCUUGUUUAGACGAGGUGUUCGAUAGAGUGCUCGGUAACAAGGUUAAAAUCACAGGCUGGUUUAUGAUUUUAGGAUAAACUGAGAUAGGAUGUUUUAAUAAAUACUUCUGAUUUGUAUUCUAUUUGUAGAAUAUUGAACUUGUCAGGUCUUCGCGUGAUUUGUUUGAUUAGCAAGUUGUUUGUUUAGCAUUUCCAUUGAUUGAAGACUAGGCCCUCUGAUGGCGGAGUGAAGUACUGCAGGAGGGUUUUUGGUAUACAAUGGGAUGAAUAGGAAGUGGGCAGAGGGACUAGAGAGCUGGGACGGGACCGAGUGUGUGAGAGUGAGAGUGAGAGAGAGAGAAGGAGAAAAGAGGGAUUUAACGAUCAUAUUUUGUCGUGGUUUCUUUUUUUUUUUUUUCUUCCUCCACCGGAUUUAGCAGUGUAGCCCCGCACUGAUGCUACAAACAUACGAUGUGAGGAAACGUCACCAUGAAGUUCGCCUGGAAAGCUAAAAUGAGCUCGGUGCAGGACUGGGGUGAGGAGGUGGAGGAGGGGGCCGUUUACAGCGUCACACUCAAGAGGGUCCAAAUUCAACAGGCGGCCAACAAAGGGGCAAGAUGGCUGGGGGUGGAGGGCGAUCGGUUGCCCCCGGGUCACACGGUCAGUCAGUUAGAGACGUGUAAGAUCCGCAGUAUUCGUGCGGGGACGCUGGAGCGGCUUGUGGAGACCCUGCUCACUGCGUUCGGCGAUAACGAUCUCACCUACACCAGCAUCUUCCUGUCCACCUACAGAGCCUUCGCCAGCACACACAGCGUCCUGCAGCUACUGCUCGACAGGUACGGACACAUGGAGGACAGUGACAGAGAGAGCAGUCAGAGCCAAGCCGGGGAAAAUCGAGGCGCCGUGAGAACGGCGUUAGCAUCCAUCCUGAGGGCGUGGUUAGACCAGUGCCCCGAGGACUUUCAGGAGCCACCAUCUUACCCGAGUCUGCGCAGGGUUUUAGGGUUUCUGAAGAAGGCGAUGCCAGAUUCCGAGCCGACGCGGAGAGCGCAGAGCCUGCUGGAGCAGCUACAGAGUCAUUCCAACGGGGAGAGUGAAACAGACGGUGGUUUCCACGGUAACAGCCCUUUCUGCCUGGGCGAGGAUGAGGAAGUGGAGAUUGAGGUUCAGGAGGACUUCCUGUCCUUCAGCGCCGACCUGGUGGCCGAGCAGCUCACUUACAUGGACGCGCUGCUCUUUAAGAAGGUGGUUCCUCAUCACUGUCUGGGUUCCGUUUGGUCUCAGAGAGAUAAGAAGGAGAACAAGCAGGCGGCCCCCACCGUGAGGGCCACCAUCACCCAGUUUAACGCUGUGGCAGGCUGCGUGGUGAGCACCGUCCUCCACCCGCGACACCUGCGACCACACCUACGAGCACGAAUCAUCCAGCGCUGGAUCGACAUCGCAAAGGAGUGUCGCAUUCGUAAGAAUUUCUCCUCCCUGAAAGCCAUCGUGUCGGCCCUGCAGUCCAACCCCAUCUACAGACUGAAGAGAGCGUGGGCCUGCGUACACAAAGACAGCAUGCAGAUGUUUGAGGAGCUCUCGGACAUUUUCUCCGAUCACAACAAUUACCUGACGAGCCGAGAGCUGCUCAUGAGGGAGGGCACGUCGAAGUUCGCCAAUCUGGAGAACUGCGCCAAGGAGCAUCAGAAGCGCUCGCAGAAGAGACUGCAGCUGCAGAAAGAGACGGGCGCCAUGCAGGGCACGAUUCCGUAUCUGGGAACGUUCUUGACCGAUCUGACCAUGCUGGACACGGCUCUGCCCGACCUGGUCGAGGGCGGACUGAUCAACUUCGAAAAGAGGAGGAGGGAGUUUGAGCUAAUCGCUCAGAUCAAGCUGCUGCAGUCUGCGUGUAACAGUUACUGCCUCAAUCCUGACCCCGCCUUCCUGCGCUGGUUCAAGAACCAACCCCAUCACACUGAGGAGGAGAGCUACGGUCUGUCCUGUGAGAUCGAAGGACUCGGAGACAGCAGUCCCACGUCGCCCAAGUCCCGCACCAGUAUGGUGAAAAGACUGAGUCUGCUUUUCUUGGGAACGGACUCGACGACGAGCACGACCACGAGUUCCCCUGUGAGAGAAACGGCGAGGUCGCCCCCUGCUGGCAGCUCGGGGGAGAGCAUGGACUCGGUCAGCGUGUCCUCCAGCGACUCCAGUCCGUCAGACAGCGAAGGCAUGACGCCCACGCACACACUCCGCUCACACAUGACCAAGAUGUCCGAGUCGUCCUCCUGCACGUCCCUGCACUCCAUCGACACGUCCUCGUCCUCGGCUAGCGGUUCUGCGGCGCCGUGCGCUCACCGCCGCUGCGCAUCACUGACGCCGUCUCCGACCUCGCCGGUAUCGCCUGCAUACAACACGCAGACCCAGGACGCCUGCAUCAUCCGAGUCAGCCUGGAGCACGGCAACGGGAACCUCUACAAGAGCAUCAUGUUAACGAGCCAGGACAAAACCCCGGCCGUGAUCAGCAGAGCCAUGGCUAAACACAACCUGGACGAGGACCAGGCCGAGGCCUACGAGCUCGUUCAGGUCAUAUCGGACGAGAGAGAGUUGGUGAUUCCUGACAACGGCAACGUGUUUUACGCCAUGAACACGUCGGCCAACUUCGACUUCGUCCUGCGCACUCGCGGCUCCGAAGGACGACCGGUGCAGCUUCGCUCUCGCUGCAGCUCCACGUUACCGCGCGCACAGCCACGCGCCAGCCUGUCCCUCAGGCUCAGCAAGGUCACACUCUGACCUUUAACCCCAGCCAGUGUCUCUGUGUGCGUGUGCAUGUGAAGACGCUGCAUGAAGUAGAAGGUCCGGAGAUCAACGGUCCGGCCUGUUUUACGUGCAAUGCUCUAAAAAAAUUUCCAGUAUUUCGGACUUCUUUGUUCGUGUAUUCACGGCCGUGUCCUGAUCCAACACGAGCGCCCGAGUGGAGUUCUCAUAGCUUCGACUAAAGAUGGACGUCUGAAUGGAUUUAAAAAAAAAACACUUGUGUGCUUUAUCAGUAUUCUGCUCUCAUUGAGCGUCUCUCUCUCUCUCUCUGCCUAUCCUCAUGAUGAUGAUGAUGAUGAUGAUGAUGGGACGCUCACGUCAGUGUUAGAAGAUUAACAGGACCUGUGAUGUCAUCGCCAUCGUCAUCGCUCGUGUAUGUGUGUUUUUUCACGCCCUCAUGUGCACUUACGCGUCUGCCAAGUUCCUCUCGGCGCCCCCUGCAGGCUCCGGCGUCCGGAGCCGCGUGACGAACGGAACACGUUCUGAUCGGUUCCCGAUCGUCCCCGAUAGUACCGAUAUGAAGGCUCAGACUCGGGGAUCACGGCCUGGGCUGAGCUCUGAUUGGUCGCACUUGUUCGUAGUUGGGUGCAAGUGAAGAAUUGUAUUAAAAAAAAAACAACAACAACGGGGGAAAGAAAAAAAAAAAAGAAAAAAACAAUCGAUCCAACCUUGUAUUAUUGUAUUUCAGUCUUCCACACUUUAGUGUUAAUAAACACUCACUAGGAAAAAUAUCUUUUUAUUUCUUUUUUUUUUGUUGUUGUUGUAAGAAAUAGCUCUAACAUGAAUUAGAGAAGGAAUUGCUAAGUUUUUAAAUAAUUUCUAAAUAAAUAAUGACGAAACUGUGAAGAAUUGACGGUAACAGCGUGUCCUAUUCAGUGUGACGUAUUCAGACCGCGUCACGUCCCAGAUCUCGUCCUUCGCACGUCACUGGCUGGUUUAUGUUUUGUUUCGCUAGGUCACGUUUUCGUUCUGUCCCAGCUCCACACGUGGGGGAAAAAAAAAAAAAAAAAAAAACCCCACACAAUACGGAGGUAUAAAUCGGUAGACGUUGAUUCGGGCGUGUCCGACAUGUAUAAGAAUAAACCCGCCCGCUCCGCGCCGUUAAUUCACAAACGAGUUCGCGCUACUUACGAAGGGUUUCGGGAAACGUCCGUCACUUAAAGAACGUCCUUACGGACGUGAUCCCGGAGAACGUCUCGGGAAACCCGCUCGUGAGCGAUUUGGUUUUCCGCGGCACAUACGCAAAGUUCAGGGUUGACGCAAAAUGGCGGCCAUUAGCUAGUCCUAUCGCUCUUGCGCGAUCGUUUCUGCGACCCGCCCCCGAGCCUUGACCACGCUACAUUUUUUUAAGAAUAAUAAUAAUAAUAAAAAAUCCAGAUUAAUAAUUGUGGAUGUGUAAACAUAUCCACCGAUGCUGAAAUAUUUCAUUGACAUAUUUCUAUUUUCCGUUGUGUUCCACCCGAUGUUUCCAGGGGAACUCGGAGAGGAAUUUGUCCACGGUUGUGCGGGGGAGGGAGGCGGAGUAUACGUAAUAUUCAUUUGUAAAUUAAUGAGCACAAGUUUGAGCACCCCUGAUAUUGAUUUGAAUGCAAAUCUUAAAAGUGUGAUAUAAAUUACAAUCAAAUAGAUUAUUUUUUUUUCCUUAGAGACGUACAGACUGGAACACUUAAAGG